Molecule: messenger RNA, 480 nt
Organism: Schizophyllum commune H4-8
Lineage: Eukaryota; Fungi; Basidiomycota; Agaricomycetes; Agaricales; Schizophyllaceae
Exons: 1
Coding region: 78-401 (107 amino acids)
Source: RefSeq, a predicted model, not a curated record
AUCUCCCUGGCUAGUCGCGUCGCAGGCUUUGGCAGUACUCGCAUUCGACUCAUCUCUUCUCUCUGUCAGUACACGACAUGCCUACUACACCACCUCAUCAACCUCUUCCUGCGCGUCCUUCCCAGUGCCCUCCUUCCGCAACACGAACCUCUGGUACAUGUCUGCUAGUCUUCUUUUACGCUUGCUUCAUCUCCCUCCUCCUCGCACACGCCCCUUUCCCCCGACUACCCGUCGUCUGCAUUUCCCUCGCUCCUUCCACGUCGAUUCUUCCUCCCGCCCUUCCCUGCCUUCAAGUUCGUCCCUUGCCCUUGCAAUCUCCCACUCUCCCCGCUCUGGUAUUCUCCCUCCCCCUGACCCUUCAUCGGAUAUGGUGUAACGGCCAACAUUGCCGCCUCUCAUAGUCCCAUAUUGCAGUGCGCGGCAGCUCGGGGUUCGAUUCCCCGUAUCCGAAUUCAAGUGGUGUGUUCGGUGUUUCUUUUU